AUGAUGGUGCAAGAAGGGCAACCUCAAGGAAGGGAAAGGCCAGUACGGUGGUCCCAUGUGAAGAUCUGGUCUGUUGCUGUGAUUUCCCUAACAUUCCUCAGCACUUGUUUCAUCGUGAGUUGUGUGGUGACUUAUCAUCUUACAUCUGUAAAAACCGACAAAAGGCUGUCUGAAUUACAUACAUAUCAUCCAAGUCUAACCUGCUUCAAUGAAGGGACAAGGGAGACAGAAAAAGUCUGGGGAUGUUGCCCAAGUACUUGGAAAUCUUUUGGUUCCAGCUGCUACUUCAUUUCUGAUGAAGAACAUUUUUGGUCUAAGAGUGAGCAGAACUGUGUUCAGAUGGGGGCUCAUUUAGUGGUACUCAACACAAAAGCAGAGCAGGAUUUCCUUGUUCAGCAGCUGAAUGAAUCACUUUCUUAUUUCCUGGGACUCUCAGAUCCACAAGGGAAUAACAGUUGGCAAUGGAUUGAUCAGACACCUUACACGGAAAAUGUCAGAUUAUGGCACCAGGGUGAGCCCAAUUUUUCUGCAGAGGAAUGUGCUUCAAUAGUUUUCUGGAGUCCUAGAGGAUGGGGCUGGAAUGAUGUUUUCUGUGAUUCUAAAAGAAAUUCAAUAUGUGAGAUGAAGAAGGUUUAUCUGAGUUGA
Molecule: messenger RNA, 645 nt
Organism: Pipistrellus nathusii (Nathusius's pipistrelle)
Lineage: Eukaryota; Metazoa; Chordata; Mammalia; Chiroptera; Vespertilionidae
Source: the annotation of a GenBank genome assembly